Sorghum bicolor (sorghum) is the source of this 5123-nucleotide messenger RNA. Its product is annotated as putative phospholipid-transporting ATPase 9. Gene Ontology annotation, cellular component: plasma membrane. The transcript is spliced from 11 exons. Lineage: Eukaryota; Viridiplantae; Streptophyta; Magnoliopsida; Poales; Poaceae. The record is from RefSeq and is a predicted model, not a curated record. Gene Ontology annotation, biological process: phospholipid translocation. The coding region runs from base 911 to 4759 and encodes 1282 amino acids. Gene Ontology annotation, molecular function: ATP hydrolysis activity; ATP binding; magnesium ion binding.
CCAGGUGGGUGGAGGAAGGCAAGUCAACCAUGACUGAGGACAGGAGAGGAAGCAAGGUGGGGAAGGAAGGGAGGGAGGAAGCAAGACCUCUCCAGAUUCACAUCCUUCCAAACCCAUGAGCGAAUAGCAGAUGAGCAUGAGCACGAGGCAAUGCAAAGCCAUCUGCAUUGCAUUGCAAUUGACCGGGCGGGGCUAGCGGAGCUGAAUGAAAGCGUAGACGAGUAACCACCAACAAAACAACGACUUGUCCAAUUAAUCAAUCCCUGACUCUUCUGCAUCUGCAUCCCCUCCCCUACCAAUACCCCCUCCAGGCCUUGGCCGGCCUGGACAAGAGAGAGAGAGAGAAGGAACGAGGCUUCUCCUCUCCUCUGUCAGAGACGGAGACGGACGGUCUUGUUCCUUGAUUCGAUUCAGUCUCCGCUGGCUGGCAAGCAGCGCAAACGCGGCCGUUUCCUUCUUCUUCUUGGCUUGUGCGCGGAGCUUUCCAAGCAACAAGAAAGUUUUUUUUUAUUUUUAUUACUCCUCCUCCUAGUAAUCUCCUACUGCUGCUGCUGCUACUAUUGUCUAUUGCUGCUGCUGCUGCUGUAUUUAGGCAGCAAGCAAGCUUAAGUUGAAGGGAAGUGGCCCGAUUCCGACCACAAGUCCCCCUUUACAUUUGCAUCUUGUUCCUGCUUUCUUCCCUUGUGUUUCCUUUCCAUCUGAUCUGGGUUUGUCACCUCAUUUGUGAGCUCAAUCUCAGCCGCCCUCCCAAUUACUUGUUGUAUGGUAUCCAGUUAGCUGGGUCCUUGGAGACGGAAUUGAAUUCAUUUGAUUUGAUUUGGUUUGAUUCAAGGCGUCAGCGGCGGCAGCAGCAGCAGCAGCUUCUUCUUCAUUUGUAUUGUAUUGUAUUGGGGAAUACAGUAACAGUACAAUGGCCGGCGAAGAUGAUGGCAACACCACCAACGGGCGCCGGCGCCGUCGGACCCGGAGGUCCGCCGUGCGCCUCAGCAAGCUCUACAGCUACGCGUGCGGCCGCCGGCCCAGCGUGGCGGACGACCACUACUCCGCGUCCAGGAUAGGAGGCCCAGGCUUCUCCAGGGUCGUCAUGGUCAACGCCGGCGCCGGUGAGCCUCCAGCUCCAGCAGCAGCUGACCUCCAGCAGCAGCAGCAGCAGCAGAUGGCCUCCGCCUCCAGCACCAACUCCAUCUCCACCACCAAGUACAACCUCUUCACCUUCCUGCCCAAGUCCCUCUUCGAGCAGUUCCGCCGCGUCGCCAACAUCUACUUCCUCCUCUCCGCCGGCAUCGCCUACAGCCCCCUCGCCGCCUACAGCUCCUCCAGCGCCAUCGCGCCGCUCGUCAUCGUCCUCGUCGCCACCAUGAUCAAGGAGGCAAUCGAGGACUGGAGGAGGAACCAGCAGGACACGGAGGUGAACAACAGGACAACUCAGGUCUUCUUCCAGCAGGCUCAGGCUCAGGCUGGGGAUGGGGAUGGGGAUGCGGCCCGCGGCGGCUUCCGGGAUGCCAAAUGGAAGGACAUCCGCGUGGGCGACAUCGUCAAGGUUCACAAGGACGAGUUCUUCCCGGCUGACCUGGUCCUCCUCUCCUCCAGCUACGAGGACGCCAUCUGCUACGUGGAGACCAUGAACCUCGACGGCGAGACCAACCUGAAGCUGAAGCAGUCUCUGGAGGUCACCUCCGCCUCGCUCCCUGAUGACGACAGCUUCCGCGGCUUUGCAGGCGCCGUCGUGAGGUGCGAGGACCCCAACGCGCACCUCUACACCUUCGUCGGGAACAUCGAGAUCGACGGCCAGCAGCACCCUCUGUCGCCGCAGCAGCUCCUGCUCAGGGACUCCAAGCUCCGCAACACCGACUUCGUGUACGGCGUCGUCGUCUUCACGGGGCACGACACCAAGGUGAUGCAGAACUCCAUGAAGGUCCCGUCCAAGCGGAGCAACGUGGAGAAGAAGAUGGACCGGGUCAUGUACCUCCUCCUCUUCUCGCUCAUCGUCAUCUCCGUCGUCAGCUCCGUCGUCUUCGGCGUUGCCACCGGAGACGACCUGCAAGACGGCAGGAUGAAGAGGUGGUACCUCAGGCCCGACGACACUGAGAUCUACUACGAUCCAAACAACGCAGCGGUAGCAGCGGUGCUCCACUUCUUCACAGCCAUAAUGCUCUACGGCUACUUCAUCCCCAUCUCCCUGUACAUCUCCAUCGAGAUCGUCAAGCUCCUGCAGGCCCUCUUCAUCAACAAUGACAUCCACAUGUACCAUCACGAGACAGACACGCCAGCCCACGCGAGGACCUCCAACCUCAACGAGGAGCUGGGUCAGGUGGACACCAUCCUCACAGACAAAACCGGCACUCUCACCUGCAACUCCAUGGAAUUCAUCAAAUGCUCGAUCGCCGGAACCGCGUAUGGCCGUGGUAUCACAGAGGUCGAGAGAGCAAUGGCGAGGAGGAAAGGCUCCCCGGUGAUCGCCGACCAUGACAAUAAUAAUAUGGACAAGGGAAAUAAUAAUGGCAUUCAGCAGCAGUCGUCGUCUGACUCCGAGGGUAAUAGCAAACCUGCAGUUAAGGGAUUCAAUUUCGUGGAUGAGCGUGUCAUGGGCGGCAACUGGGUUAACCAACCCGGCUCUGGUGUCAUCGAGAUGUUCUUCAGGCUGCUGGCUGUCUGUCACACGUGCAUACCUGAAGUCGAUCAAGAGUCAGGCAAAAUCUCAUACGAAGCAGAGUCUCCUGAUGAGGCGGCCUUUGUUGUUGCAGCACGGGAACUCGGUUUCACCUUCUACAAACGCACUCAGACAGGUGUUUCUCUGCGUGAGUUAGAUCCCUCGUCUGGGAAACAAGUCGACAGGUCAUAUAAGAUCUUGAAUGUCCUUGAGUUCAACAGCGCAAGGAAGCGGAUGUCAGUAGUAGUUAAGAAUGAGGAGGGGAAAAUAUUUCUGUUUACUAAAGGAGCUGACAGUGUAAUGUUUGAAAGGCUAUCAGGUUCAGAGACUGCAUACAGAGAAGUGACCCAACGGCACAUAAAUGAAUACGCUGAUGCUGGUUUGCGAACACUAGUUCUCGCAUACCGUGAGCUUAAGGAGGAUGAAUAUGCAUACUUCGACGGGAAGUUCACAGCAGCUAAGAGUUCUGUCAGCACUGACAGAGAUGAAAAGAUCGACGAGGCUGCAGAUUUGGUAGAGAGGGAUCUUAUCCUUCUUGGUGCUACUGCUGUUGAGGACAAACUACAAAAGGGGGUGCCUGAGUGCAUUGACAAACUUGCUCAAGCUGGCAUCAAGAUAUGGGUGCUAACAGGGGACAAGAUGGAGACUGCCAUCAACAUUGGAUAUGCCUGUAGUCUAUUAAGGCAAGGAAUGAAGCAAAUAACAAUCACUCUGGAGACAGCAGAUGUCAUUGCGCUGGAGAAAGGCAGUGACAAGGCUGCCUUAACCAAGGCAUCAAAAGAUAGUGUGGCGCGGCAAAUAAAUGAGGGAAAGAAGCUUGUAAAUGCAUCUUCUGGUGAAUCCUUCGCCUUGAUCAUUGAUGGGAAGUCGCUUACAUAUGCACUGGAGGACGACACAAAGGACAUGUUCCUCGAUCUUGCAGUUGGUUGUGGAUCAGUCAUUUGCUGCCGUUCUUCACCCAAGCAGAAAGCUCUUGUGACUAGGCUUGUGAAAACCGGAACGGGUAAGGUCACAUUGGCAAUUGGUGAUGGCGCGAACGAUGUGGGCAUGAUUCAAGAGGCAGAUAUUGGUGUUGGGAUCAGUGGCGCUGAAGGAAUGCAGGCUGUCAUGGCAAGCGAUGUUUCCAUCGCCCAAUUCCGCUUCCUGGAGCGUCUGCUACUUGUCCAUGGGCAUUGGUGCUAUAGCAGGAUCUCAUCAAUGAUUUGCUACUUCUUCUACAAGAACAUCACGUUUGGUGUGACCUUGUUCCUGUACGAUGCGUACACGUCGUUCUCAGGCCAGCCUUUCUACAACGAUUGGGCAAUGGCGUGCUUCAACGUCUUCUUCACGUCGCUGCCUGUGAUCGCCAUGGGCGUCUUCGACCAAGACGUUUCUGCUCGAUUCUGUCUCAAGUUCCCGAUGCUGUAUCAGGAGGGCCCUCAGAACCUUCUGUUCCAAUGGCGAAGGAUCAUCGGAUGGAUGUUGAACGGCGUGGCCAGCGCUGUGAUCAUCUUCUUCCUGAGCACGGCGUCGCUGCAGCACCAGGCGUUCCGCAUCGGCGGGCAGGUGACGGACAUGGCGACGCUGGGCGCCACUGCCUACACGUGCAUCGUCUGGGCCGUCAACCUCCAGAUGUACAUCACGGUGAGCUACUUCACCCUGGUACAGCACGUGUGCAUCUGGCUCAGCAUCGCCCUCUGGUACGUCUUCCUCCCCGUGUACGGCGCCAUCACGCCCAGCUUCUCGACCACCUACUACAUGGUGUUCGUGGAGGCGCUGGCGGGCGCGCCGUCCUACUGGGUGGUCACCCUGCUGGUGUCUGCCGCCGCCCUCGUUCCUUUCUUCACCUACGCCGUCGUCAAGUCGUGGUUCUUCCCAGACUACCACAACAGGAUCCAGUGGCUGCGCCACAGGGAGAAGGCAAAGGCCCACCCUGACCCGGAGACCAGCGCCGACGUGGAGCUCAGCCAGGUCCUGCGCCAGUUCUCUGUGCGCUCCACCGGCGUUGGUGUGUCGGCUCGCCGUGACGCCACGGCGGUGCUUCGUCGCCUCAACAGCACGACGCAGCAUGCGGAUUAUUAUUCACAGUCACCCGCCCCAGGUGUCGUCGUCGUCACAACAGAUCGAUGAGGAAAUCAUGCAUCAUUGUUGUUGUUAUACAUACACACAUACAUACAUACAUAGAUGUAAAUACAGUACAGGAGGAGGAAGGAAAAACAUGCGCACACAGUACCUAGCAGCUAGUGUACUAGCAGUGUAGAUGAUGAGGGCCAGGUUUUUGGAAGUAGCUAGCUAGAAGUGGUGUACAUUUGGAAGGAAAGCUAGGAUGGAUGGAGCAUGGAGGGGUAUAAAGUUAGUUUCAUUCUUUAGUUUUCCCCUAGCUCGUUAAUGAAUUUUGGGAUAAUGUUUUUUCCCUUUAAUUUGUUCUUAAUAAUCUUAUCUAGUACCUUAAGAAAGGUAGGAAAUAAAGCCUCUUCUCUCUUUUUUUUUCUCU